Molecule: messenger RNA, 1262 nt
Organism: Exserohilum turcica Et28A
Lineage: Eukaryota; Fungi; Ascomycota; Dothideomycetes; Pleosporales; Pleosporaceae
Exons: 1
Coding region: 1-1038 (345 amino acids)
Biological process (GO): TRAMP-dependent tRNA surveillance pathway; poly(A)-dependent snoRNA 3'-end processing; exonucleolytic trimming to generate mature 3'-end of 5.8S rRNA from tricistronic rRNA transcript (SSU-rRNA, 5.8S rRNA, LSU-rRNA)
Cellular component (GO): cytoplasmic exosome (RNase complex); nuclear exosome (RNase complex)
Molecular function (GO): RNA binding
Source: RefSeq, a predicted model, not a curated record
AUGCCCGUCUCCAUUCUCCCGCCCAGCGCGCCCCUCCCACCCCGGCGCGAUGCAAAGGACGAGUCUGAUUCAGAUGUCGACAUGGAAGAUGACGAGGACCUCGCUAUCUCGUCUUCAAAAGCCAUUGUCACGCCCGGCGAGCACAUCACGUCCGACCCGCAAUGGAUGCGCGGCCACGGCACAUACAUUCCCUCUGUCCCCGCUGGCUCGACAACCAUAAUAUCCACCGUCGCCGGAACGCUGCACAAAACAAACAAGCUGCUGUCCGUCCAGGCGCUGCGCGCGCGGUACCAGCCGGAGAUUGGCGAUCUGGUCGUAGGCCGGAUCAUGACGGUUGGAACAAAAAAGUGGAACGUGGAUAUCGCAGCGCCCAUGCUCGCCAACCUCCCGCUGUCCAGUAUCAAUCUCCCCGGUGGCGUGCUCCGAAGGCGCACAACAGUCGACGAACUCAACAUUCGGACCUUCUUCCAGGAAGGCGACUUGCUCGUCGCUGAAGUGCAGAGUCUCCACCAGGACGGCACUGCCUCGCUGCACACGCGCUCGCUCAAGUACGGAAAACUGCGCAACGGCCUGUUUACCAGUCUGACUGGCGCCGGCGGCGGUAUCCUCAGUCGCAAGGGCGGUGUUGUGCGCAGUCGCCGCCAGGUCUUUACGCUCAACACGGCCGCGGGCGAAAUCGACAUCGUGCUCGGCGUAAAUGGGUACAUCUUCAUCAGCAAGCACAUUGCCACCAGCGCAGAUCCAAAGGAAGUCGGCAUCAACCGGCUGGACGAGAGCGUGACCGAGACGCUGUACUCGAGUCAAAACGACGAUAUUGACCCGGGUGUUAUGCGCGAAAUCACCAGAGUCAGUACCCUGAUCCGCGGCCUGGUGGCGUGCGGCUCCAAGGUCGACGAGGACAUGAUUGUAAAGGUGUACGAAGGCGCGGUUGAUCUCGAGGCCGAGGAAAAGACGCUCGGCGGUGUCGACAGAGGCAUUGGCGCAAAGGGCGUUGUCGAGGCUGUGCUGGCUAGGCUCGAGGUGGAAGCUGGCGGCUGAACAAAUGGCGAGGCGCAGAAACAAUAAUUCAAGAUAAUCGACAUUAAACACACCGAAAAUGAAGAGGCCAUGCAACACAGCAUGCUCGUCCUGCCCGACCGAAAAAAAAUCUAACUCGGGGGACUCAAAUCCAAAUAUGCCGGAGUCGCAUGUGUGUGCGUCUUCGGCACGAGCUGUUGCCAUCACCACAGACAGACAGGCACAGACAAAAGUGCACACGAAAU